AUGGCCUCGGCCCCUCGGGCCAGCGCCCAGGCCAGCGGGCUGGCCCGGCCCGAUGUCGAAGGCCCGGCCGGCCGGGCGCCCCGAAAGCCGGCGAGUGCCCCGGGCCGGGCCGCGGCCCCACCGGCCGCGAGUGCGCGCCCGGCCUUCCCCAAGCACGAGGCCGAUCCGUAUGACCUGGGCCCGGUGAGCAACACGGCCGGGGCCCGGCUCUUGCGGGACAUCGAGGCCGGCCGGGCGCCCCUGCCAUCGGGCUUCCAGUCGGUCGGGUGCUUGCGCUUCUUCCUGCAAUUGGUGGGCCUCCACGCGCCGGCGGUGUCACUGAACACCAAGGCCCGGCUGAUGGGGCUGGAUUGCGCCACGACCAGCGCCCUGAUCGGGCGCUUUGUCAAGGACGGCCUUGGCCUGCCGCCGCCGCGGGGCUCGCAGGCCGGGGCGCUGAGCUGCCCGCACCUGGCCGACAACUUUCUGCUGCUGGUCCACCGGGACCCGCCGCCGGGGAAGAUCCUGCUGGCCCGGCUGCUGGGGGUGUCGCGGCCGACCGUGGUGCAGCUCAUCCAGCAGCACGCGCCCGGGGUGGACCUGACCCCGCGGCCGUGCUUGCAGCGGCUGCGCGAGCUGUGCGCCAUCGCGCCGGCCGUGCCGCUGCACCAGAUCUCCACGCUGCUGUCGGUGUCGCCGCUGCUGCUCAAGCAAACGAUGGCCAAGUACCUCCAGGGGAGGCCCCACCCCGGGGAUGGGGAUGGGCUGGACUCCGACGCCGAGGCCGAGGCCGAUCGCCUUGCCGGUGGCGGUGGCGCCGGCGGCCUCGCCGGGGGUGGCUUUGGGCUCGCCGGGCCCGGUGGCCCCGGUGGCCCGGGCGACCCGGUGCACCUGGCCCCGCCGGCCGGGCGCCGCGGCCACCGGGGCAUCCCCCAGUCCGAGGCGAUCCCCUGGCCGGAUCGGCUGGACCUGCUGGAGCGGGCCCUGCGGACGGCCGAGCUCCAGGCCGACUCGGAGGCCGAGGCCCGGCUGCGGGAAACCGCCCGCCGGGUGGCCAUCGCCUAUUUGACGGUCUUCCGCCAGGACUCGCGGCUGUGCGACCAGCGUUUCAGGGCCGUGCGCCAGGCCCUGCCGGCCGAGCAGGAGGCCUCCUUGCGGGAGUUGCUCCGGAAGGAUGCCACCUUGCCGUUCAUCGCCCAGGCCAUGGGGGUCCCCUACAAGUCGCUGUGGAAUACGGUGGUCCGGUACUUCCCGAAGCCCCUGGCCGAGGAGGCCCCCCCCCGGCCGGGGAGCGGGGCCUUCCUGCUGACCGACAUCACCUCCAUGCGGCAGUAUGUGGCCCGGUAUUUGCCGGAGGACUCGCCGGUCCGGCGGCAGUCCCACCAGCCGGGCUCCAAGCCGGCCAACCUGCUGACCAUGGCCCAAAGCAGCCGGGCGAUAGACUGGCGCCGGUCGGACCUGGUCCGGGUGUUCGACCCGGCGCAGCACCCGCCCGAGCAGCCGGACCUCCGGCAUCUGGAUGCGGACUUCGACCCGGCCUUCGAGGGGCGCCUCCGGCGGCUGCUGGCCCUGCGGCCGCCGCUCAGCCCGAUCGAGGCCAGCCAGCACCUGGGCGUGUCGGUGGGCCUGAUCCGGCGCACCAUCGACCGGUCGCUGCGCGAUGUGUUCCUCUCGCGGCCGAUGAUCACCCUGCCCACGGAGGGCAUCAUCCGCCUGCGGCGCCUGGCGCGGCAGCUGGCCGGGCCGGCGGCCGGCAGCCCGGACCGCGGCAUCCGGCGCAUGCGGUACACCGUGCCCGACAUCGCCAGGCAAUUGGGCCUGACGCCGGACCAGACCUUCUCCCUGCUCCAUCGCUACUGCCCGGAGUACUUCUUCCUGGCCCUCGGGCCGGAGGCCGGGGCCGGCCCCGGGGGGAUGUAUGUGCCGGAUGGCCGGCUGCCGGAGCUGCUGGACGCCAUCCGGGGCCGGUAUCCGCCGCCGCUGGUGCACCACCUGGCCGCGGAUCUGGGCUGCACCAUCCCGCAGGUGAUCAACUCGCUGCGGGUCCAUGCGCCGGACUUCUCCACCCCGAUGUAUGCCCGGAGCCUGGCCUUCCGGCUGCACGAGCUGCAUGAGCAGCUGCGCGCCAAGCCCGACAUCUCCCUGUCGCAGCUGUACCGCGAGGCCAACAUGCCGUCGCCUCUCCUCCGCAUGACCCUGAAUCACUUUGAGCCGCUGCUGGCCAAGGAUUCGCCCUACCUCAGACUAACUGCCCAGCCCCGGUGAGAAUAGACCCCCCUCCUCCUCC
Molecule: messenger RNA, 2266 nt
Organism: Fonticula alba
Lineage: Eukaryota; Rotosphaerida; Fonticulaceae
Exons: 1
Coding region: 1-2244 (747 amino acids)
Source: RefSeq, a predicted model, not a curated record